UUUAUUUUAUUUUAUUUUUUCAGAAUUCAUUUGAUGGCAGGAGUGAUAAAUAAAAAAUUGGAAUGCGAACAUUAUGCGACCUAUGUGUCUAAUUUAAAAGAAGCCGCCUAUAUAUUAAUGGUCAAUAAUAUGAUUGGUGUAAUUGAACCGAUAAGCAAAUAUGCCAUUCCAGCGUAUUAUCUGGACUCUUUCGUCAAGGCUUCAACCGUUUUGAAAGAACUCAAAUAUAAUAAUAUAAAGCUUAUGAUAGAUCUCUACCAUCUGCAGCAUAUAUGUGGAAACUUUACUAAGACCCUAGAAGAAUAUAGGGAUGUAAUUGGUCAUUUUCAAAUUGCCCAGGUACCCAAUCGAGAUGAACCAGGCUCAUCUGGUGAGCUAGAUUAUGACUAUAUUUUUAAAACAAUACGGCUCUUUGGAUAUGAUGAUUGGAUUGGUUGUGAAUACAAACCAAAAACAUCAACUGUCGCGGGCUUAAACUGGAUCCCCAAAUAUAAUUUAAAGUUUUAAUAUAA
Molecule: messenger RNA, 512 nt
Organism: Drosophila navojoa
Lineage: Eukaryota; Metazoa; Arthropoda; Insecta; Diptera; Drosophilidae
Gene: Gip
Product: hydroxypyruvate isomerase-like protein Gip
Biological process (GO): glyoxylate metabolic process
Molecular function (GO): hydroxypyruvate isomerase activity
Source: RefSeq, a predicted model, not a curated record